AUACGCCGGCAGGUGCAGCUGCAGAGAUCAGAGACAAACCGGAAGUUGUGGCUUCUGCGCCGAAGCAGGGCGGAAAAUGUAGGCUUCCCAUAGCAACGCACUCACGCUUUGGCAAUUGGCAUUAGAACGACAACAUGCCUAUCAUAGCGAAUGAUUAUACGUGGGAGCAGAGUGAGAAUGAUGUUUAUAUAUCCGUCCCCUUAAAAGGUACAAAGGCGUCGGCGUCCAACGUGCUUUGCUCUGAGAGCUAUCUAAAGGUGAAUUUCCCCCCUUUCCUGUUUGAGGCUUUUCUGUUUGCUCCUAUUGAUGACAGCACAAGCAGUGCAAAGAUUGGCAAUGGAGUUAUUCUCUUUAAUCUGCACAAGAAGGAGCCUGCCGUAUGGGAUGCGCUUACCUUGGCACAUAUGGAAAAAGAAGAAAUGCAAAAAAUCCGUGAAAAUGCUGUUGCAAAAGAACAGGAGAAGGCACAAGAAGAAACAAAAGCCAAAGCAGAAAGGAAGAGAGAAAAUGAAAAAUAUUCUUUAGAAGUCACGAUGAAGAUCGAUGAAGUGGAAAGAAAACGUAUUGAAGAUGUCAAAGAGGAGGAAAGAAAGAAAGCAACAGAGGAACUGGAGAAGUGGAAAGAAAAACAGAGGAUUCAGAAGUUAAAUGAAAUGAUCCAAAAAAAACAAAUAAGACAAGAGAAUGAAAGAAAUAAAGCAUUACACACAGGGUCCUUGAAACACUGCUCAACUGCAACGACUGUACAAAAUGACCGUACAAUUAACGUCAAGCAGAAAGAAAAGAUUUUGCCUCCUACUCGGUCCACUGGGUGCAUUCAGAUCCAGUUUACACCUCGUGUCUUUCCUACAGCACUCAGAGAAUCCCGUGUGGCAGAGGAAGAAGAAUGGUUACACAAGCAGGCCGAAGCCCGAAGAGCCACUAAUACAGUUGAUCUUGGACUUGAAGACUUGACCGAAGAGGAAAAAAAUCCAGAGUGGCUUAAAGAUAAAGGAAACAAGCUCUUUGCAGCUGGAGACUAUCUUGCUGCUGUGAAUGCUCUCAACCUGGCAAUACGGUUAAAUAAUAAGAUUCCAGGACUGUAUCUAAAUCGAUCUGCCUGUCAUCUUAAACUAAGAAACCUUCAUAAAACAAUUGAGGACUCAUCAAAGGCUUUGGAGCUACUUACACCACCCGUUCCAGGCAAUGCCAGUGCCAGAAUUAAGGCUCAUGUGAGGCGGGGGACAGCUUUCUGUGAAUUGGAACUUUAUGUAGAAGGUCUCCAAGACUACGAAGCUGCCCUUAAAAUUGAUCCCACCAAUCAAAACAUGAAAUCUGAUGCUGAAAAGAUUCGACGGGUCAUCCAAUCUUCCCUUCCAGAUAUUGAAUGAGGAAUCAUGUUGGACAUCAAGGACUUGUGAUGUAGAAUAUUUUUUAUGCUGAAAUAUUGUUCUGCCAAGAAACAAUUAUUUAUAAUACUUACACUGUGCCAGUACCUUCACAUGAAAAAUCAUAAGGAAGGAAAUUAAUUUUGUGUGUUGUCUGUUUUUUAGUGGAUUCGCAUGUUGCAUCCCAUGUUAAAUAUGCUGAAACAGUUACACGAGUGUCAGAACUGUAGGUUUUACCAUCUACAGCAAGUGUGGGGGGGGGGGGUUAAUAGAAGCAGCCAAAAAAAAGAGUAUAAUAACCUUUAUACAUAGCUAACUUCAUGAAUACCAGGUCAGUGUCUGCAUGCAUAUGGCAAAUUUUGUCUUCUGUUGCAAAUAUAAAGACGUGUACACAAUAUAUAAAUUAGGCACAAUAUAAUAAAAUGUUCUGAAUUGGAGACAAUGUCCUAGCACAUCUGAGAGGUGGCAUUUAAAGGGGUUAUUCACUUUUAGUAUGAUGUAGAGAGUGAUAUUCUGAGACAAUUUGCCAUUGGUUAUCAUUUUAUAUUAUUUGUGGCUUUUGAGUUAUUUAAAGCUUUCCAGUUUUAACCUAGCAACCAUGAAUUGAUUUGAAUAAGAGCCUGGAAUAUGAAUAGGAGAUGGCCUGGAUUGAAGAUGAGUAAUAAAAAGUAACAAUACAUUUGUAGCCUUAUACAUUUGUUUUUUGUUUUAAAGGUUUUUAUUUUCAAAACAAACAAAAACAAAUAAAGCAAACCACAGGUUUGACACUUACAUGG
This is a messenger RNA of Xenopus laevis (African clawed frog), 2143 nucleotides long. RefSeq names its product dynein axonemal assembly factor 4 L homeolog (gene dnaaf4.L). Gene Ontology annotation, cellular component: extracellular region; neuron projection; nucleus. The transcript is spliced from 9 exons. Gene Ontology annotation, molecular function: nuclear estrogen receptor binding. The record is from RefSeq and is a predicted model, not a curated record. Gene Ontology annotation, biological process: determination of left/right symmetry; heart development; inner dynein arm assembly. NCBI's taxonomy places the organism in Eukaryota, Metazoa, Chordata, Amphibia, Anura, Pipidae. Bases 135 to 1370 code for a protein of 411 amino acids.